CUUUUCCCCAAAUGGCCGAGUGCCACGUCAUCAUUCAGGGCCGUCCGAAUGACCACGAACUUGGCCCGACGGGUACUGUAGGUCUAAUCAUAGACACAACUACAGUAACCCUCAUCGACGCAGGUGACCCGUGGAAUGGUCUUGAAAUUGUGCAAAAACUACAAGAACUCCACGUGGCACCAUCUACAGUAACCCAUGUAGUGGUGACUCAUGGUCAUUUAGACCAUUGUGCGAAUCUGGGGCUCUUCCAGGAAGCCUCUGUGAUUAUGGAUUGGGAUGUUGGAAGAAAGUGCGGGGGGAAGGCGAAAUAUAGUGUUAUACCUGGGUGGCCGUAUAGGAUUUCCGAUAAUUUGGAGCUCCAAAACCUCUCCGGGCACACAGCUUCUGACACCAUAGCGAUUGUUUCCGGAAAGAUCGGAAAUUCCAAGAAAAUCGUGGUAUACUCUGGAGAUUUGAUAGAAGAUUUCCAGGAUUUGAAGAAUUUCGAUCCGCUGGAAUUACUGGAAAAUCCAUCGGAUCUUCUGAUCUCUCAUGAAUACAUUUUCGGAGCCGGUGACGUCAUCAUCCCCGGUCACGGGGCGACUUUUGAGAACCCCGAUCGGAUUUUAUACCUUUUCUUCGGUUUUUGGCUGCGUUUUUUGCAUUUGUAAUCAAAUUUCGCUCAAUUUUCUUCGUUUUCUCCAGCUCUUUUCUCAAUAAAAUGUUUUU
Messenger RNA from Caenorhabditis elegans, 708 nucleotides. RefSeq names its product Metallo-beta-lactamase domain-containing protein. The record is from RefSeq and is marked reviewed. The transcript is spliced from 2 exons. The coding region runs from base 12 to 650 and encodes 212 amino acids. Lineage: Eukaryota; Metazoa; Nematoda; Chromadorea; Rhabditida; Rhabditidae.